AUGGCCCUACUCCUACGACAGCGACUUUUAUCAUCAGGUCUCCCCCGAGAGCUCCUCGCAUGCACAGUUUCAACAACAUCACGCAGCUUCAGCGUGCUCAACCGCCCACCACCAAACUACGAAGGACAUGUUCCUCUCACGAGAAUCGAGAAAGCCGGGUUGGCAGUUGGUUCUGCCGUAUGGUCGCUGAUUGAUCCACGAAGACCGGACUUAAUAGCAGCUCUCGGGGAGGCAACGGCUACUCCAUACUUUAUUUACCGUCUUCGCGAUGCUAUGCUCAUCUCACCAACAGGGCGUCGAAUACUACGCGAUCGUCCUCGGAUAUCCUCGAAAACAAUGUCAAUGACCUACCUGCGAUCGUUACCAGAGAAUACUGUUGGACGGACAUAUGCAGAUUGGUUGGACCGAGAAGGAGUUUCUCCAGAUACGCGCGACACAGUCAAAUACAUCGAUGACGAAGAAUGUGCCUACGUUAUGCAGAGGUAUCGGGAAUGUCAUGAUCUCUAUCACGCUCUCACAGGAUUGCCUAUCUUUCGAGAAGGGGAGGUGGCACUGAAAGCAUUCGAAUUCGCAAAUACACUACUUCCCAUGACGGGACUCAGUAUGUUUGCUGUCACAACUUUGAAACCAGCAGAGAGAAAGCGGUUCUUUCAAAUAUACCUGCCUUGGGCUAUCACGAAUGGAGUGAAAUCGAAGGAGGUCAUAAACGUCUACUGGGAGGAGCAAUUGGAGCGAAAUGUCGAGGAACUAAGGAGUGAGCUAGGUAUUGAGAAGCCAGUAGACCUGCGAGACAUAAGACGACAGGAAAGGGCUCGAAGGAAAGCAGAAACGGAAGCGAAAGAACGAUCGGGUGACAGUCUGGGUAUCAAUUGA
This is a messenger RNA of Glarea lozoyensis ATCC 20868, 873 nucleotides long. RefSeq lists its product as uncharacterized. Lineage: Eukaryota; Fungi; Ascomycota; Leotiomycetes; Helotiales; Helotiaceae. Bases 1 to 873 code for a protein of 290 amino acids. The record is from RefSeq and is a predicted model, not a curated record. The transcript is spliced from 2 exons. Gene Ontology annotation, biological process: ubiquinone biosynthetic process. Gene Ontology annotation, cellular component: mitochondrial inner membrane; mitochondrion.